UGCAAUAAACAGCUGCUUAACGACAGUUGCUGCAGUUGCGGCUGGAGUCGGCGAGGCGAGCCGCGCCCCGGCCUCAGUUGUUGCCGCGAAGUUGCGCCAUGCGGAGCACCAAAGCGUAUUGGCUGCUGCUGGGCCAGUUUUUUAUAAUGCUACCGAUUAGCGUCUGGGCAGAGUCCAGCAACUGGACAGAAGAGUUGGAGCUGGAGUUGCAGCGUCAGCCAAACAAGUUGGCCUAUUGCCGGACACUGCAGCGCCUCCAGCUGCAGUACGAGCAGACCAGCUGCAUCCACAUACUGGAGGAUGAGCUCACGAUGACUGGAGAGCUGCUGAUGGACUCGCAGCAGCGCUGCUGGUGGGGCUGGGAGCUCUUUGGCAGACGUUGCCGCAAACGUGUCUAGCACAUGAACAUGGGAUUAGCUAUAGCAACUAUUGUACCCA
Messenger RNA from Drosophila montana, 438 nucleotides. RefSeq lists its product as uncharacterized. The record is from RefSeq and is a predicted model, not a curated record. The coding region runs from base 99 to 398 and encodes 99 amino acids. NCBI's taxonomy places the organism in Eukaryota, Metazoa, Arthropoda, Insecta, Diptera, Drosophilidae. The transcript has a single exon.